This is a messenger RNA of Silurus meridionalis, 4498 nucleotides long. RefSeq names its product ATP-binding cassette sub-family G member 4-like. Lineage: Eukaryota; Metazoa; Chordata; Actinopteri; Siluriformes; Siluridae. Bases 10 to 1677 code for a protein of 555 amino acids. The record is from RefSeq and is a predicted model, not a curated record. Gene Ontology annotation, molecular function: ABC-type transporter activity; ATP binding; ATP hydrolysis activity. Gene Ontology annotation, cellular component: plasma membrane. The transcript has 15 exons.
GUGAAAAAAAUGUUUACCUUAAAAAAAGGAAUUCGAAAGGCGAGAGAUAGAUUUUUUUUAAUUUUGGCCCUCUGUGUAUUUGAGUUUGACACCCCUGCUUUAGUUCAUGGCGGAUGCAACUGUUUCUUUGCAGCACGACGGCACUGUUCUGCACGCGCGUUCAAGCGCCCUCUAAGGUUACAACAUACGAUGGUCACAAAACCUGGUGUAACACCGGCAAACAAUCAACAGGAAUCUACGUCACAAACAAUUGCUGCUAUGGCUGAAAAGACCAUCCAAAUGGAAGAGACAGGAGAAGCCCCUCCGGACGCAGCCAUGUUGACCAACUUGAAGAAAGUGGAAAACCACAUGACAAUGGCACAGAGGUUCUCACACCUACCACAGCGCUCACCUGUAGACCUGGAGUUCACCGACCUUUUGUACACUGUUAAUGUGGGCCCACGCUGCAGGAAGAAAGUUUGCAAGGCGAUUCUGAAGUGUUUGUCAGGGAAGUUUUGCAACGGAGAGCUCAUUGGAAUUAUGGGGCCUUCUGGGUCUGGCAAGUCCACCCUCAUGAAUAUUCUUGCUGGAUACAGAUACACUGGUAUGGAGGGUCAAAUCCUGGUAAACGGGAGACCGCGUGACCUUCGUGCCUUCAGGAAGAUGUCCUGUUACAUUAUGCAGGAUGACAUUCUUUCGCCACACCUCACCACGCAGGAGGCCAUGAUGGUUUCAGCCAACCUUAAGCUAAAUGAGAAAAUGGAAGUUAAGAAAGAAUUGGUGAAUGAGAUCCUCACUGCUCUAGGCCUGCAGGAGAGUGCACACACUCGUACACACUCUUUAUCCGGAGGUCAACGAAAACGGCUGGCUAUUGCACAGGAGCUGGUCAACAACCCCCCUGUCAUGUUCUUUGAUGAACCAACUAGUGGUCUAGACAGUGCAUCCUGUUAUCAGGUGGUUUCUCUAAUGAGGUCACUUGCUCUGGGUGGAAGAACCAUCAUCUGUACCAUUCACCAGCCCAGUGCUAAACUUUUUGAGAUGUUCGACAAGCUGUACAUUCUGAGUCAGGGCCAGUGCAUAUACAAGGGCACAGUCCCAUAUCUCAUCCCCUAUCUGACGAACCUGGGUCUUCAUUGCCCUACUUACCACAAUCCUGCAGACUUCAUAAUUGAAGUGGCAUCAGGAGAGUAUGGUGAUUUAAAUCCUGUGCUCUUCGAGGCAGUGCAGACUGGCAUGUGUUCAGAGGGUGAAAACAUGAACUCUAGUGACAAGAGUGAUCCCACAACCUCCUGUCCAUCACAGUGUAACAACGAGUCAGGACAAAUUGAAAAACAUACCUUUGCCACCAGUACACUCACACAGUUCUGCAUUCUUUUUAACCGAACCUUUAUAACUAUAUACAGAGACAUGGUGUUGACCCACCUGAGGGUGAUGUCACAUCUGUCUAUCGGAGUUCUGAUCGGUCUGCUGUACCUGAACAUUGGCAAUGAUGCCAGCAAAGUGAUCAGCAACACUGGAUUCCUCUUUUUCUCCAUGCUCUUCCUCAUGUUUGCUGCAUUAAUGCCCACUGUCCUUACAUUUCCUCUGGAGAUGUCAGUCUUUAUGAGGGAGCAUCUGAACUACUGGUACAGUUUAAAGGCUUACUACCUAGCAAAGACCAUGGCUGACAUUCCAUUCCAGGUCCCAAAAUAUCAGUGAACCUCAGGAGGUGGAUCCAGAUGGAAUUGAUGUUGCUCCCAUCAGGACCCUUCAUAACUUUAGACCCAGACACAUGUAAGUAUCUCCUCAAAGCAGAUGCUGUUAAAGAUCCACCAUGAAUAAGUGUGUGAACGAGAGUGUUAAAUAUCAUUCAGCUAAUGAACAUACAAUCGUGUAUCAUUUCAUCACGUGUAAAUUUGAACAUAUGAUUUUUUCAUGUGAAAUGCUGCUUUUGUCUAGUUUUAUAUUUUGAGGAACAGAAACACACAGAGUUCUACAGCGAAAUAAUCAGUUACAGAGUGGUGCUACGUGGCCUUCUUAAAGCUGAGUUACUUUUAUCACUGGAGAGUUGAUUUUCCUUUAACACAAUAAUUGCCUUCAUUUAAUGAAAAUAAUAUUGUUCUAAAGAAGAAAAAAGGGGAGAUUUAAAGACUUUUGAUAUGUUACAUAUUUGGUUCACAUGAAACUACAAUGAGUUGAUAUGUGAAUAAUGAUGUGGCUGCAUUCUGAAGACUUUGUGCUUCUUGUUUCUGCUGUUAAAGUGUGUGAUCUUCUUGUUUUUCAGAUAUUUUGAAUGAGGUGUAACUAUGGUAUGAGUCUCUGUUUGUUUUACUCCUCCACACACACACACACACACACACACACACACACACACACACACACACACACACACACACACACUCACUCCUGCUCACACUCCUUAAAACACAGGCAUGAUGAAGAGGGUGAAGGAUGUAGUCAUUAAUGUUCACAUCCACAAGUAAGCUCUUCAAUCGGCUGUACAAUCAUUUCCACCAGGGUUUUGUUUCUCCCUUGUUUUUGAUCACACACUCUCUGUGUCUCUCACUGAGUAGGUCCUCCAACUCAAUCACUCUGUUCUGGAUGUCCACCGGUGCAUUGGGCACCUCGUCUUUUUACAGCGUUUACUGAUCUGUUCAUCACAUUUUUAUAAAGUUUCAUCUCUUUCGUAUUACAAAAACGAUCAUUUAAUGCUCCAAUGUUCUGAAAAAAUCUUAUGAGAAAUCUGAACAUUUGAAGGAAAACCUUUGUGUUGAAGUAACAUUGCUAAAGUUUCUCAAACACAUUGCUAAAUGACACAUUCAGCAACAUGGACAGGACUCAGUAUUAAUGAUAAGGUAUUAAUUUAAGCGUGAUCCAGAUUUAACUGAUGAUAAGCAUGCGCCAAGUUUGCUAAAUAAUGAUAAUAUAUUUGAAACUAGGAGGUUGAUUUGGGAAGAAGAAGACAGACAUCACUUUUCUAGUUCUAGAACUCUGCACAUACAACUCACUCAUGUACUCACCAAUGGGGUGAUCUACAUAACUGACACAGUUGUCAUUAUGCAUAUAACACAAACGUUUUAAUUUUUUUUACACUGUCUUCAAAUUUCAACAGAUCCUUAAAUCACACUCACUCUGCUACUAUCAUGCAGUCCACAGCACACACAAAAGUUUUGCUGCUGACUAGGUGGUUACAUGUGGGGACAGCAAUUUGUUUCUCAAACACAUUGCUGAAUGAAAGAUCUUUAGUCUUGGAUGAAUAAAAGCAAAACUUCAUAAUCACAUAAUAAUGAUCAAGGACACACACACUUUACACAUACUCAUAGUUAUACCCUGGUGUCACACGAUACCUUUAUUUUUUUAAUUUCUUAAUUUUAGCAAAUUUCUCUUAUUUUUUGUUAUCACAUUCUUUUUUUCGUGUUUUGUCCAGUUCCCCUUAUCUCCGAACCUCGGUUCUCUACCCCAUCAUGUGAUCCCAUAUUUGGGUUUCCUGUUCUCCUCAGUUACCCUUAUUUUCAACCUUUCUCUGUUAUUAUUAAAAAAAUAGCUUUUGAAUAAAACCUUUACCCCCUCAGGUACAGCUUCAUUCUGUUCUCAGACUUUGUGCAUGAACAACCAUUUUGCGGCCUAUUUUGUUUUCCUGCAUAUGCAAGGCAUAAGUGUUCUGCUUUUAUUCUAUUUUAUAAUGCUGUUCACUAUUCUACUGUCAUUUAAUCAAGCUAUAAUCUUUUUACUUGGAUUUUUUAUUCAUCUAUGCUUAACUGUAUUGUUCUGCUUAGUCGUGUUAGUAUCUAGGUCAUACGUCAUUCAUACUUUCCAAACUGACUAUGUUACAUAGUGUGUUGAGCUUUACAGAGAUAGCAUUUAUAAGCUUGGUACUUUUGUCGCUACAUGCAAUUUCAGCUCUUCUUAUGUUACUUUUGGGUACAUUCACCAGAUUACACGCCGCUAAAAUGAGAAUAACCUUGACAAUUUAGGAGAAAUUGUAUGCGCUCCUUUGUUUGAUUAUAUUGUAGCAUUUAGCAUGUUCAACAGUGAUGUCCAUGUCAAUCUUUUAAGACUGUGACUGUGUUAUUAUUUGUGACAACAGUUAUAAAAUAUUAUACAAAUAAUUUUUCUGGAGAAGCCAUAAUACAUAUUCCUUAGGGUUUUAGUUUGUCAUACCCAUCCACAUGCCAAACAUAAUUUCGACCACAGCUGUUAUAUCAGCUUCGUCUAAGGCCUUUAAAUUAAUAAAAUCCACUCCAUUCCAGUCGAAAUUGCGAGAAAAAAAAAGUUGCAAGUAAAAUGUCAGAAUUAUGUAAACUUUUUUAUGUGGGAGAAACAGGCUUCCAUACACUUGUAUAUGGAACUGGAGGUAAACAGUUAAUGUUCUGAGUGAACAGUUGUGUCACCUCAUUGUCUGAUUUAAAUUCCACAUUAUCAUCUACGUUUAGCUUUUAUAAAUAUCUUAACUGUUUUGUUUUAACUAAAAAGUAAGACUAAGUUAUUUUGUUGUAAUGUAUGUUUAAUCUCAUCUACUGCUCUGACAGUAACUCAUGUA